This is a messenger RNA of Dissoconium aciculare CBS 342.82, 953 nucleotides long. RefSeq lists its product as uncharacterized. The record is from RefSeq and is a predicted model, not a curated record. Bases 224 to 781 code for a protein of 185 amino acids. Lineage: Eukaryota; Fungi; Ascomycota; Dothideomycetes; Mycosphaerellales; Dissoconiaceae. The transcript has a single exon.
UCAGCACAUUCGGCCGACCUCUGGAGGCGUCGAUACGAUACGUCCAUUUCUUCACCCUCUAGCUUUUUCUCCUCUCUGCAUCAUUUCCUCUUCAACGUCUCUUCUUUUCACUCUUUCACAUAUCCACGUUUUCCUUCUUGUAUUUCCACUGCACAGCUGCAUCACGCGAAGUGAUGAUCUAUGCGAGCACGGGUGGAAGUCUCCAGAGUCCAUUGAUUCGGCGAUGAAAUUUCUAUUUCUGAGGGUGGCUGUGUGCAUGUAUGAGGUUUUUCCUGCAACGGCGGAGCAAUUGUGGUUCCUAAGGGCGGGAUUUGUCGAUGUUCGUCUUCAUGCUAUACAUUCACUCACCAUUUUCACUUUUGUUUCUUUCAUGAAGCGUUCAGGAAGGGUUGGCUGUUUGCAGCGAUUGGCGAUUGAAGGUGGUGGUGUGAUUAAGGGUGGCAGUCGCACGUCUUCUUCCCCGAGUGCAUGGUUUGAUUCUGAGGAAUCUGUGUGGCCGGGUGUGUUGUGUUUUCUUUUCCGGGUUUCUCGAAUGAGGCGUGAAAAAUGUGUGGGGAGAUCAUGGUUUGUUCUUCUUUUGGCGUUUGGGAUCGGCGGAAUGGUGGAAGAAGUGGGAGAUGUGCAGAUGCCGGUGGCGAUGAGAGAGACGACGACGAUAUCUCCACAGAUACGUUUCUUUUUCUCGAUCCAUGCUCUUGAAGAGGCGAAAAUUAAGAUUAUUCUUCUAGACGGAAGAAUUGCUUGGAUGAUCGGUGUGGAGAGAAGGAGAAGAGCAUGCUGAUGCCUUCUACUACAGUAUUACGCAUUGUACAUAUUUUCAGUGAGGAUUUUCUCAUCCGCCCACUUUUCCCCAGGAGAAGAUGAACUCCCCAGUGACUACAUUCCCGUGUAAGACGUCGAGUCAGUAAUCAACGUUCUCUCUGACUUGAUGUCGUGCGGUCUCCGUUCAUUGA